AUGCUGUUUGAUUCCCACGUCGACGCCAACACGCUGGUCCAGAACCUCGAGGCCAGCGAGCUGCUUGAUGCGGGCCGCGUGACCCCCAAGAUGUUCUCCUAUCAGAUCAAGUCCAUGUGCCUCAGGAACCCCCAGACCAUCGUGCUGCCAGAGGCCACCGACUCGCGUGUCCUGCUGGCCGCAGACGCGGUGACGUCCCGCGGCCUGGCCAAGGUGGUGCUGCUGGGUGACCCGGCCACAGUGGAGAACGAGGCCAGGAAGGCCGGCGCUGACAUCAGCGGCUGCGCAAUAGUGGACCCCCAGAAUGCGGCCAACCUUGACAAGUACGUUGACGCCCUGGUGGAGGCGCGGCGCAAGAAGGGCAUCAGCAGGGAGGCAGCCAUGGACCAGGUCAAGGGCGACUGCAACGCGUUUGGCGUGAUGAUGGUCGCCACUGGCGACGCCGACGGCAUGGUCAGCGGCGCAAUGCACACCACGGCCGCCACCAUCCGCCCCGCCAUGCAG
This is a messenger RNA of Monoraphidium neglectum, 504 nucleotides long. RefSeq names its product phosphate acetyltransferase. The annotation marks the transcript as partial. Gene Ontology annotation, molecular function: acyltransferase activity. NCBI's taxonomy places the organism in Eukaryota, Viridiplantae, Chlorophyta, Chlorophyceae, Sphaeropleales, Selenastraceae. The record is from RefSeq and is a predicted model, not a curated record. The transcript is spliced from 6 exons.